GUUUUGCAUCAGCGAUUAAACAUGUACUAAUCAAAGUCAAAAGCCUUAUAUUUUUUUUCGCUGCUCCGUUUGGUUUGUUAGAAAAGGUAACAGAGUGAGAAUUUUCACUAAAAUACUCCGUUUGGUUUGGAGGACACUGUUUGAUCCGGGAAUUGCGACCAGAGGGCCGCUUAAUGUCAGAACUAAAAAAAUAAAAAAUAAAAACUCCUAAAGUGAAUUGUGUUUUAUUGGCUUCAAAUUCAUCAGUCUUGUCAAUUUUGUUUUGUUACCCUUUUCUACUUGAGUUUUUCCCUUAAUUUGGUUUUCUCACCUGAGUAUUUUAAUUUGCUUUGUUUUUGUUUGGUUUCUUCUCUGAUAAAAAGAUGGCUGUGGAGAAUCAAAAGGAUCAUUUGAGAGAUGAAGAAGAAGAUGGUUUCAUUAACCGUUUUCCUAUUGUCGGUAUGCGUGUUCUUGCUGUUGAUGACAAUCCAACUUGUCUCAAAGUUUUGGACAAAUUGCUUCGUCAAUGCGAAUAUCAUGUUACUACUACUACUAAUGCAAUUGAGGCGCUGAGAAUGUUGAGGGAAAACAGAAAUAACUUUGACUUGGUUAUUAGUGAUGUUGAUAUGCCUGAUAUGGAUGGAUUUAAGCUCCUUGAGAUGGUGGGACUUGAAAUGGACUUACCUGUCAUUAUGUUGUCGGGACAUAGGGAUAGAAACAUGGUGUUCAAGGGUAUUUCACAUGGUGCAUGUGACUAUUUGCUGAAACCUGUUCGACUUGAAGAGCUCCAGAACAUAUGGCAACACGUAGUCCGAAAACAAACAACUGCUUCCAAGGAUCAGAAUAAGGCUUCCAAUGAGGAUAGGAACCCUAAUAUUUCUGGGGGAAAUAGUCAAAACGUAUUGGAGAACAUUGCUGAACAGAAUAAAAACCUAGGUAAAAGAAGGAAGGACCAAGCCGAGGAGGAAGAAAAUGAAGACGGUGAAGGGACUGGAGAUGAGGAUGACCCCUCAUCGCAGAAGAAACCUCGUGUGGUUUGGUCUGUUGAUCUGCAUAAGAAAUUUCUUAUUGCUGUUAAUCAACUUGGCUUGGAAAAGGCUGUUCCGAAGAAAAUACUUGACCUGAUGAAUGAUGAAAGGCUUACCAGGGAAAAUGUGGCAAGCCAUCUACAGAAAUUUAGACUCUAUCUGAAAAAGGCAAACCAUCAUCAAGGUAACAUGGUUGCUGCAUUGGGUGGUGGUAACGAUUCUUACUUUCAGAUGAAUGGAAUGGAAGGAUAUGCAAAUUUCUGCACCUCAACUGGAUCUGGAACGAUCUCAAGCACCGGAAUGCCAUCUUGUCCAUCAAGUGCAGUUUUCGGUAGGCUGAACUCUCCAGCUGGCCUUAACAUGAGAGGAAUGAGUUCUUCAACGCUGGUUCAGCCUGUUCCGUCUCAAAACAUCAACAACUCCUGGAUUCCUGCAAAUCAAAGCUCAAGCUUAUUACAUGGCAUUCCAACUCAGCUUAACCAAUCUAAGCUAAACAAUUGUGCUACUGGUAUAUCACAGUUAACUCAAAUAGAUUCCACUGGAUUUGCAGUUCCGUCUGGCUUCCACAAUAGUAGGGCUACUCUUAGUAAUGCAAACAAUUCUCUACAAGUCUCAAAUCAUCAUUUAAUGAUGGACGGAAAUUCACAGCAGACACACAAUUCAGGGUCAUUUAGAAAUCAGUCUUCAGUUGGAUCUGCUUCUUUGGGAAACACAAACGCUGGCAUUGGUGGUUUUUCUAAUUUGUUGGAUUAUAAUCACUGCAAUGAAAACUGGCAAAGUCAAGCUCAGCUACCUAAAUUUCCUGCCAAUUCUUUGCCAGUAUGCGAGUCUUUCAAUGGCAACCAACUGCAUCCCACUAGCAUUACUGCUUUUAACCCAAGGCCUUGUGUUGGUAACAAUCAAGUUGACUUUUCGUCUGGAAAUGUAAUCACUGCUACUUUGGAGGAUGCCAGAAAUGUGCCAAGUUUCCAAGAAGGCGGCUUGAUUGGGAAUGUUAUACAGCCUACAAGUUAUGCUGUGCAACAAAGGUGGGAAGAACAUAAAGUUGAUUACAGCCAAAACAUGAUCCGUCCCUUCAAUCCUAUAAAUUUACAGGUUUCUUCCAGCAGGGAAGCGACAAAUUUUGUGGUGCAUAAUACAAACCAAAGUAAAACAGUUUGCAACAAUAGAGUUGAUGCAUCUUUUGUUGAUCAAGUAAAUGGCACUUCUACAUCAGUUGGCCAUUGCACUGAAGUUGAGAAAUUAUCAUCAGACUUACGAGUUAACUCGAAUGAUGCCUACAUGAGGGAGAUUAUGGCGUCCCAAGUUGGAUAUAUUCCCGGUUUUGGAACCAUAAAUGACAUAAUGGGUACAAUGGUAAAAAGGGUAUGAUUAAACUACCUACUUCAGCUGCGUAGUUUUUAAAAAUAAACUAACAAAUUUUUUCUUCUUUAUACUCAUUUUUAUUGCUCUA
Molecule: messenger RNA, 2460 nt
Organism: Trifolium pratense (red clover)
Lineage: Eukaryota; Viridiplantae; Streptophyta; Magnoliopsida; Fabales; Fabaceae
Product: two-component response regulator ARR12-like
Exons: 5
Coding region: 363-2378 (671 amino acids)
Biological process (GO): phosphorelay signal transduction system; cytokinin-activated signaling pathway
Molecular function (GO): DNA binding; DNA-binding transcription factor activity
Source: RefSeq, a predicted model, not a curated record